Drosophila novamexicana is the source of this 2100-nucleotide messenger RNA. Its product is annotated as terminal uridylyltransferase Tailor-like. Gene Ontology annotation, biological process: mRNA 3'-end processing; mitochondrial mRNA polyadenylation. The record is from RefSeq and is a predicted model, not a curated record. The coding region runs from base 535 to 1506 and encodes 323 amino acids. The transcript is spliced from 8 exons. Gene Ontology annotation, molecular function: poly(A) RNA polymerase activity. NCBI's taxonomy places the organism in Eukaryota, Metazoa, Arthropoda, Insecta, Diptera, Drosophilidae.
CAUGUCUGAGGAAGUGCAUAAAGCCGAGAAACAAAAGUAUUUGGCUGUAUACGAAAUUAUAAAGCUCAAGCUAUUGUAGGCACUGAGAUCGAGCUAGUAGAACAGAUGGCAAAUGGAUUAUAUAUAUUGUACAAGAACUUUAAGUCAAUUAGCUUACUUUGCGGUCUAUGCAAUUUUCUGUGGAAAUGGAAAAUAUGCUUAAGCAUAGAACUCAUAACAGAAAAAUACAAACAAAUUGCCUUUUUAGAAUUCAAAAGUACUUUGUUGAAGACGCCUAAUGCAUUGAUGCCUGUAGGAAAUCAGGGCAUGAAAAUACGUUUUGCAUGCAAGGGGGUAGAGCAUUACUUCUAACGAUGAUAAUAAUAAUCAGAUUGUCAUAACGUCAUCUUCCACGAAUACAGCAAAUACACAAGGAGCGAAAGAGCAAAAUGGUGUAGCAGACGGGGUAAGGCAAGUUAAUUUGGUAAUUUACCAGAAAGUCGAACAGUACUUGGAACUUGAAAUUGCCUUGCUUGGCGUAUAUUAAUCGGAAAAAUGUCUUUGCAAUGCGUUACAUUUUGGAUGGAACUUUUGAAAAAAGUUCGUAUUGCUGAUGACAUUAAGAAUAAUAAGGACGACGCUCAGCUUGAAUUGGAGAAAUUAUUGAAAUUAAAGUUGCCGUACCACUCAAUAGGCAUUUAUCCAUUUGGCUCGCGUAUAAUGGGAGUUGCCCAGGAAACUUCAGAUUUGGACGUUUACGUUGAAUUGGACAACAGCUUCUACGAAUACAGCGAGUCACCUAGUAUGGAAGUCCUGGAACGACAACGAAUUGUGGCUAAUGCUUUUAACUCAGAAUCAAAUUGGAAGCGUAUUGCCACCUUUGGCGGAAGAUGUCCCAUCGUGACGGUCAAGCAUUCGACUGGCUUGCAGUGCGAUCUUAGUUUCUUUAACGGUCUGACCUAUAGACAAAAUAUACUGGUCAUGUAUCUGUUUGAACUACAGCCUAUAGAAGCUCGCUAUAUGGUGAUCUAUUUACGAGGCUGGAUACAAAACAUUGGUCUGAAAGACGCAUUUCGUAGCCAUAUACUCAUACUAAUGGUCAUAUUCUUUUUACAAUUACAUAACCAUUUGCCUGGGAUUGACAGGCUACAGGAAAAUCAGGAACCAACUGUUGGACCAUGGGUUACUACGUUCAAUCAAUUGAAAUUAUCAGACUUUAAUAUGAGCAAGUUAGAAGUCGAUGAGUAUAAUACGCGUUCAGUUUUAAAGCAAUUCUUUCGGUUCUACGCCAACUUUAACUUUGCCCAGUAUGCUAUUUGCCCUUAUUUGGGAAGGUAUGUGGAACGUCUAUUAUUUGACAGACAUAUGCCCCAAAGAUAUACUCAAUUGCGCAUCAGAGAUAAUAAGUUUACACGGUUUACCACGGCCAUUCAAGAUUUCAUAUUGCUUGACUUUAAUAAGGGUUGGCAAAUAAGGGGAAUGCAUGUUUACACAUUCAAAUGUAGAUGCCAAAAAGAGCUUGAUUAAUGGAAGAUUACUAUAUAUUUACUUUAUGCAUUUAUAUAUAACUAUUUUAAACAAUAUUUUAUGUAAGACACAACAAUUUGAAUGUUUUUUUUUUAACGAAUGAUCUUAUUAAUACAUAAAAAGCGCACUUUAAUUUUGAACAGACGCAUCAGAUCACAAAAUGAUGAAUGAUUUCUGAAUAAAUCAGCUUAUGUACUCGAAUCUUUAGUUGUUUUCGACCAAACGUUAAUAUUCAUAAUUUCGCUUGCACUUGACCUAUCAAUUAGUGAAGCUGUCACUCAGAAAACCCAUGUAUAAUUAAAAUCUUUGUCUCCUGGCAUUGGCAUUGAACUAUUUAAAUUGCAUGCUUCGCUGCACAAUUGUGUGGAAAAUUGAUUUUCAAUUGAAUACAAGAGAGCUCAAGUCGAGUGUCCGAAUAGGGUACACCCUGAAACAGCUGCCCUGGGAAACAUUCUAGAUUUGUUCUAAAAAAAAUCAAGAUCUAUUGUACAUAUACCCAAUAUCGCGCGUCACAAGCAGGAAAUGUCACACUUCCGAAAUGAACUUUCCGACAAGCUACAAACCAAGUUUAUUGAAUAAAGCUCUUAUAAUUUU